Molecule: messenger RNA, 594 nt
Organism: Procambarus clarkii (red swamp crayfish)
Lineage: Eukaryota; Metazoa; Arthropoda; Malacostraca; Decapoda; Cambaridae
Source: RefSeq, a predicted model, not a curated record
AUGCCACUUUUCAAGAGCCAACUUCAGGACGUGAAGGAACCAGGCAGCCUCUCCACCACCUUCCAGGAACCAGGCAGACUCUCCACCACCUUCCAGGAACCAGGCAGCCUCUCCACCACCUUCCAGGAACCAGGCAGCCUCUACACCACCUUCCAGGAACCAGGUAGACUCUCCACCACCUUCCAGGAACCAGGCAGACUCUCCACCACCUUCCAGGAACCAGGCAGACUCUCCACCACCUUCCAGGAACCAGGCAGCCUCUCCACCACCUUCCAGGAACCAGGCAGCCUCUACACCACCUUCCAGGAACCAGGUAGACUCUCCACCACCUUCCAGGAACCAGGCAGACUCUCCACCACCUUCCAGGAACCAGGCAGACUCUCCACCACCUUCCAGGAACCAGGCAGCCUCUCCACCACCUUCCAGGAACCAGGUAGACUCUCCACCACCUUCCAGGAACCAGGCAGCCUCUACACCACCUUCCAGGAACCAGGCAGACUCUCCACCACCUUCCAGGAACCAGGUAGACUCUCCACCACCUUCCAGGAACCAGGCAGCCUCUACACCACCUUCCAGGAAAAGGCGCGCUCUUAA